Messenger RNA from Cephus cinctus (wheat stem sawfly), 1636 nucleotides. RefSeq lists its product as uncharacterized. Gene Ontology annotation, cellular component: HAUS complex. The transcript has 3 exons. Lineage: Eukaryota; Metazoa; Arthropoda; Insecta; Hymenoptera; Cephidae. Gene Ontology annotation, biological process: spindle assembly. The record is from RefSeq and is a predicted model, not a curated record. The coding region runs from base 465 to 1475 and encodes 336 amino acids.
GGCGCAGAGAGAGAGAUACCGAGGAAACAGGCCAAUGGAGUAGGCUGCCUCUACCACCCUCUGUGAUUUAACCACACGGAGCGUAUUUAAACCGUCGAACGAGAAUCACACUAAAGAUGCUAAAAAUACUUUAGACAGGAUCUUUAUAUAGGCACCAGUGUCAAGUGCCGAGAGCGUAUUAGUUGGAAACUAAUUGAUUAGCGGAAAAUGUAAAAUUCCUUUCCACUAUAUUUUUUUACCAAUCGAAGCUCUGCGUUCAAACAUUGUCGCCUGUUAAGAAUGCAGCCUGAUGCAGCCAAACAUGGCAAUUCGCACACUGUGCUACACGCAGAUUAUCACUCCGAUCAUUUCCGAUUUCUACCGAGUUUAACUACCUGUAACUACAUUCAACUACCUCUAACUGUUAGCCUGUGAUUUGAUUACAUACCGUUGUUAGAUACCUAUUGAUACUUUUAUGCAGAACUAUGAAUAGCUUCAAUGACUUAAUACCAGGAAUCUCUGGAAUAUCUCGUAUUUCUCACUCCAGUAGCCAAUAUACUGAGAAAAUAGACUCACUACAUCUAACGGAAAGUCAAGAAAGUGUUGCACAAGAAUCCAGCAAAGAUGCAUCCUUGGGUUUAAAAAAUGCUAUAAAAAAUUUUUCUUUGUGUGAAAACAGUAUAGCAGAGUUUGCCCAAUUGAAAUUAAUUUUUGAAUGCAUUAUGGAAUCUAGCUUAAAUGUUAAUGAUUCAGUAUCAGAUGAUGUUUUAAAAAAAUUAAGACAAUUAGUCUUAAAUCACGAGGCCAAGAAGUAUUUACAUCUACCAGGUGAUUCCAAGGACUGCAAUGAGGAACUGAAAUUAUUAGGAUUAUUUGAUUUACCCAAGGUGAAACUGACAUAUGAAGAAAAAUUAAAUAUAAAGAGCAUAGUUGAAUCUAGGUUACGUGAAAAGAUACAUAGUUUUUUAUUGUUAUAUGAGAAUACAGGGGGGAACUUGAAAGAAUUAAUGAAAAAAAAUGAAUCCAAAAGUAACAAGAUCUUAGAGAGUCAGCCUUUUGACUUGCAAUAUUGGAAGAAGAUACAUGAAAUUUGUAUAGAAUAUGAAAAGAAACUCAUAACAUGCAGCCAUCUGCUCAAUGAAUGGAUAAUGUUAAAGCAGACAGACGUUACUGCAAUGAAUGCAAAACUUGUACAAUAUCUUUCACAACAAGCAGAAGUGUCUCUAUUGCAAAUUAAGAUUAGUAAAUUGGUGUGCACUAUAAAGAUGUUCAAAGAAACGCCUGUGACUAUUGAUGCUUUCCGAAUUUUGAAUGGAAAACUCGAUACUCAAUUGAGCAAUGCUGAAGCAGAGCUCAAUAAGAAUAUAGCAUUAAGAAAACAGUAUGAGGAUCUUGAAGGUACAGAAUUUUAUACAAUUGUUAAGGAACAUCAGGAACUUUGUAAAGCCAUUCAAAAGAAAAAGUAUAUGUUACAAAUUUUACGGGAUGAAAAAUAAACAUAAAGUUUUUAUUAAAAAAAAUUACACCAGCUACUUUUUAUUCAUUAGCAUAACAUGUGACUAGAAGUAUAAGAUACACAUAGACAUUGCUAAUGCUGAAAAAAUUGUUACUAAUAUUCUUUCAUUGCUAUAUGAUUAAAUGACAAAUAAUACUUGAA